AUGGCAGGUGAUAAGAUUGUUGAUUGUACGCAGAACGGUAACAACGAGAAAAUAAGCGAGAAUGGUGAUUUGAGUCCUAGUUUAAAUUUAGAAGAUGAUUUUGUCGAAUCGAUCGAAUACGUCCCCUGUCCCGAAUUUCAAUUCUCGACAACUGCAUGUUAUAUUUGUAAUGGAUAUUAUGGACCAUGUUUCGAGGAACCAGUCUGUGCAACAUGUCAUGCAUUUCUAUUUCCUAAUGAUGUUGAUCUACUCCAGAUGCCAAUUUUUAGUGAGAAAACAGAUGAUGAAGAUUCAGGAAAUGAUGAACCAACUGAUCUAUAUUAUAAUCAUGAGAGAAGGACUAGUCAACAACAGCAGAAUUCUCCACAGAGUGUCAAUCCUAAUAUCCCAAACGCACAACAGAAUCCAUUCCAUAAUGCAAAUGUUUCACGUAGAUGUUAUCCGCAAUAUCAAAAUGCGACGCCUCAGUGCAAUUAUCACAUGCUCCAAAGCAAUUCAAAUAGCAAUUCAAAUAGCAAUUCUGUUGACAUAUGCAUAAUAGGAUCUACGCGAAAUGCUUUGGCAUCGUGCAAUGUGAAUCUCGACCUACAGAACAUGGUCUGCCGAACCAGAGUUGACUGCCAUCAGAACUGUGCCAACAGAAACGAUCAACAUGUACACAAUAGGGUAGAGGAAAAUUUACGGAGUAUGCCAGAGAUGGUUGCACUGAGCCAUGAUGGUCAGAAUAAUGAGCCUGGGCAGUAUCAUUGGAACAAUAGAGUAUAUGAGGAUGCAGGUGAAUCGUCACGACCUUAUAAUUUAUCGGAACGGUUGGAGAUACUAUCGAAUCACAAACACAUCGAACAUGAACCUAUCAAUGAGCCAGGUUUGGUGGAAAGAUUGCCUCCUGAAGUACUGCUUGCCAUUUUCUUACAUCUUGAUGACAUUAGCCUAUGGUCGGCAGCAAAUGUUUGUCGACGAUGGUGUGGCCUGCUAUCAACGCACAUCACUCAGUUACAAUGGAAGCAGCAUGUGAAAUUACGCUGGCCUUUGUACAAGCCCAUUGGUUGCAUUAAAAAUUGGUACAAGGUAUAUGACCAUCUGGCCUUUUCUGCUCCAUGUCGGACGUGUUUAGCACAGACCUCCCUGCGAUCGAGACCUGCCAGGAUGGAGGAAAAUUCUUGGCGUAGGAAUAGAUUGCGCAGUGAACUCAAAAGCUUAAGGAUCGAUCCACCUGAAGGCAUUGAGGCGAUGCCUCUUGAUCAUAUGUGUUGUCAUUGGCAAGCUACCAUCACAGGACCGGUAGGAAGUCCAUAUGAAGGAGGAUUAUUUUAUCUAUAUCUACAAGUACCAUUCAGUUAUCCCAUGUGUCCACCCAUAGUAAGAUUUCUAACAAAAAUACUUCACCCAAAUGUAUCGAGACACGGGGACGUUGGCAUUGAUUCAAUACAUCAUAAUUGGUCGCUAGCUCUCACAAUAUCUAAAGUUCUUAUUAGUGUACAAAGUCUGCUUACAGAUCCGUACUGCCAAGUGUGUAUGGAACCAGAAUUAGGAGAAAUGUAUAUGAGUAAUCGCGAAAAAUUCGAGGAGGUAGCGAGGGCAUGGACAUGGAGGUACGCAAUGCACGAUGUCGUAACGCCGUUUUAGUGCACAAAAAUGUAUAUAAAUCACAAUUAAUAUGUGUAAUUAAUG
Molecule: messenger RNA, 1671 nt
Organism: Cyphomyrmex costatus
Lineage: Eukaryota; Metazoa; Arthropoda; Insecta; Hymenoptera; Formicidae
Gene: morgue
Product: modifier of rpr and grim, ubiquitously expressed
Exons: 5
Coding region: 1-1626 (541 amino acids)
Molecular function (GO): protein binding
Source: RefSeq, a predicted model, not a curated record